This is a messenger RNA of Trachemys scripta elegans, 3596 nucleotides long. RefSeq names its product WEE1 G2 checkpoint kinase (gene WEE1). Gene Ontology annotation, biological process: mitotic cell cycle; protein phosphorylation. The transcript has 11 exons. Bases 461 to 2356 code for a protein of 631 amino acids. The record is from RefSeq and is a predicted model, not a curated record. Gene Ontology annotation, molecular function: ATP binding; non-membrane spanning protein tyrosine kinase activity; magnesium ion binding. Gene Ontology annotation, cellular component: nucleus. NCBI's taxonomy places the organism in Eukaryota, Metazoa, Chordata, Testudines, Emydidae.
CAGCCGCCCCCUAACCUCCCUAGUCUCCACCCCACACUCCCAACGGAAGGAGACUUCUCCAGCCCCGCCCUUUCCAGCUCCCUAUUCGCGCCAAACGAACGUAUGACGUAUUUUCUGCGUGGCCCAGCCUCCCUCUUCCUUGUUUUCAAACUGAGUGGGCGUGUGUGAUUGGCUGGCGUAGGGGCCACGAGACUAACGGUCGCGGGAAAGCCGCGGAGUCUGAACGGCAGGAGCUGGGCUACCCUGGGCAGCGCUAGCGAGUGGGUCCGCGCGGAGCCUGCAUUGCUGCGGGGCCAGGAGUGGCGCCUACUCAGCGCCGAUAGUGGCAGAGCCGGGGAGCGGCCAGCGUGGGGCCUGCGGCGUGGGAGCGGCCGGCAGGGAGCCAGGGUGUCGGGGAGCGCGUCUCCCCGUGAGCGGGGCCCAUACGGAGCUGGGAGCGGCCCGGAGCCGUGGUCCCGCCAUGAGCUCUGUGAGCCGGCUACAGGCUGCGCCGCGGCGCCUCUCGGUCCGGCCGGUGGACGUCCCGAUCCGGCAGAAGCUGCUGUUCCCAGCCGGCAGCGACGAGGACGACGACGAGGAGGAAGGGGGUAGCAGCGGCAACAGCACCGGCGAGGACUCAGCCUUCCAGGAGGCGGACUCGCCACUCUCGGCAGCCCGCACCCCGGCGCGGGGCGAGCCGCCGCCGCUGGAAGAGGAGGAGAUGGAGCCGGCGGUGUCCGCGCUGCCCGGGGAUGAGGAGGACUCAUGGGAGGAGGAGGGCUUCGGCUCGUCCCCGGUCAAGUCGCCCGGAGCCUACUUCAUGGCUGGCUCGCCCUCGCCGCCACUCAAGGGCCGCCGGUGUUGCGGGGAGUCGCCGACGCAUUUCACUGCAGGCGGGUACCGGGUCCGCAGCGAGGAGCCCCGCUCCCCCCUGCCCGAGUGCCCCGGCACCCCGCCCCACAAGACUUUCCGCAAGUUGCGCCUCUUCGACACACCGCACACGCCCAAGAGUUUGCUUUCCAAAGCUCAAGGAAUGGGCUCCAGUUCAGUUAAACUCCGUGUAGGAUCCCUCUUCAUGAAUGUUGGGAAGUCAGAAAAGCGGGAUGCUGUUAUGAGACGGACACCUCAUGUGAACAUUAAUCCCUUUACUCCAGACUCGCUGUUCCUUCAGACUUCAUCUGGACAGUGUCGUAGAAGAAAGAGAACACAUUGGAAUGACUCUUGUGGGGAGGACAUGGAAGCAAGUGACGGAGAGCUUGAAGAUGAAACUAUCAGACCUGCCAAGCGGAUCACAAUAACAGAAAGUAAUAUGAAGUCACGGUAUGAAACAGAAUUUCAUGAAUUGGAGAAGAUUGGGUCUGGAGAAUUUGGUUCCGUGUUUAAAUGUGUAAAAAGGCUUGAUGGCUGUAUCUAUGCUAUAAAACGGUCCAAGAAGCCCUUAGCUGGCUCAGUUGAUGAGCAGAACGCUUUAAGAGAGGUCUAUGCACAUGCAGUUUUGGGGCAGCAUUCUCAUGUAGUCAGAUACUACUCUGCCUGGGCAGAAGAUGAUCACAUGCUUAUACAGAAUGAGUAUUGUAAUGGUGGCAGUUUAGCUGAUGCCAUAAGUGAAAACUACAGAAAUAUGCGCUAUUUUACUGAACCCGAGCUGAAAGAUCUGUUACUUCAGGUGGCUCGUGGCUUAAAGUAUAUUCAUUCAAUGUCACUGGUACACAUGGAUAUAAAGCCUAGUAAUAUCUUCAUAUCUAGGACAUCCGUUCCAAGUAUGACGUCUGAGGAAGGUGAUGAUGAUGACUGGUCUUCUGACAAAGUUGUAUUUAAAAUAGGUGAUCUUGGUCAUGUAACUAGAGUAUCUAGUCCACAAGUAGAGGAAGGAGAUAGCCGUUUUCUUGCAAAUGAAGUUUUACAAGAGAACUAUACUCACUUGCCGAAAGCUGAUAUUUUUGCUCUUGCUCUAACUGUUGUGUGUGCUGCUGGUGCUGAACCACUUCCGACUAAUGGAGACCAAUGGCAUGAAAUUCGACGAGGAAAACUGCCUAGAAUACCACAAGUUCUUUCUCAAGAAUUAUUGGAGUUAUUAAAAGUUAUGAUUAGUCCAGAUCCAGAGAGAAGACCUACAGCAGUGGCUCUGGGCAAGCAUUCAGUGCUGCUGUCUGCUGCCAAAAAGAGUGCAGAGCAACUUCGUAUAGAGCUGAAUGCUGAGAAGUUCAAAAAUUCACUCUUGCAAAAAGAACUGAAGAAGGCACAAAUGGCAAAAGCUGCAGCAGAAGAGAGGGCACUGUUCACUGAUCGAAUGGCAACUAGAUCUACGACACAGAAUAGAACAUCUCGACUCAUCGGAAAGAAAAUGAACCGCUCAGUUAGUCUUACUAUAUACUGAAAUAUCCAUUCCAAAAAAAAAAAAAAAAAAGAGGAGAGACUAUGAAAUCUUCUUAGUGGAUUGAAUUUUUGAGGAGUUGAAGGAAGAAUUCAAUUUCUGGUUUCUUGCCCAGUCUUCAAUCAGUGUCUCUAGUUUUACAGAAAUAACUUCUAGGAUUUUUAAUUGCAAUAUACAGCUAACUAGCUGUAUUAACAAUUGAGAUAUUGGACUCUAAUAUCUGGUCUAUUGAAAAUGUUGGAUGUUAAUCCAUAAGCCUUUUAGUUACACUGUUAAAUGUUACACCAUCCCAGGGUUAACCACUAUAGUGGUGUGCUGCUUUUUAGUGUUACUACAUUGUAACAAAAGAUAUUUUCCCUAAUAAUCUUAAAAGGGCUUUAUUGAAAUUAGAUUGUCCUUGGAACAGGGAAGGAAUGCUGAGGAGACUGGUUUAAGGCCAUUCAAUAUACCUGGUGUCAGGAAACUUUUUAUUGUGAAUUUUACUUGUCUGUUCAACUGGGAGCACUUUGUAGGCAUUACUUAAACCAUGGAUAAAUAAGCCUGUGGAAGUAUAUGCCAUGUGAAACUGCUGCUAUUUUAGUUUUUUGUCCUUGCUGUAAACUGUAGCAUUAAAACAAUCAUUGUUGUGUUAAUAGGCUUUCUGUUAAAACAAUUAUGUGAAAAAUAUCUAAGCUGCCUUUAGUGAAAGCAGCAUUUUUCUUUAAAGCUAGUGCAUUGUGAACUAAAUGCACCAAUUUUAUAUUUGAACUUUGUAUUAGUGUAGUGCAAUUGUUAAAUGUCUCAGCUAUUAAUGUUUUUGUAAUUUUUUAAUAAAGUUCUCUGAAUGUUGGGGUUUUCCUCUUCUCCCUCCCUUCGGUUUCAUGUUUGUAUGGCUAUUGCAUAUUUUUGUUGGAGUACCUGUACAUAAUUGUGCUGUUUAGUGUAAGUAUUUUGACUGUUCAGUGUUCAUGUACAUAACUGUUUGAUCUUGCUCAUAGUAUACUAUACUAAACUGCAGUCUGGGAUGCCAGAAGACUGAAUUGAAUCUAUUUCAGUAUAAGUUUUGAACUAAAUACAAUUUAGCUGUCUAAUCACUUUUUUCUGAUACUAGUUAAAAGCUGAUAGAUAUUGCUGAAAAUGGAAUUUGUUUAUUACUGGCAUGUCUCUACUCAUUAACUUUGAUUUAAACAAUGUUCCCCAUUUGUGUUUCACUUAUUUGUAUUAGUAUUUAAUUGGAAUAUUAAAAGUCAAAGGUUGAGCUUAA